Dentiscutata heterogama is the source of this 207-nucleotide messenger RNA. The record is from the annotation of a GenBank genome assembly. Lineage: Eukaryota; Fungi; Glomeromycota; Glomeromycetes; Diversisporales; Gigasporaceae.
AAUAUAGAAAGUAUCUCUAAUAUUAAAGAACCUUCAAAUAGCUUUGUAAAUAAAAAUAGACAUAAAUCAUCAAUAGAUGAUUUAUUUUCAUCAAAAUGUAAAAGAAGUAAAGAUAUAGAUAAAUAUAAUGAUUUGUUUAAAACUAAAGAUAUUAAUUUUAGUGUUGAAAUGAAAAAUGUUUUUAUAGAGGAUAUUAAAGAAAAGAAG